Molecule: messenger RNA, 746 nt
Organism: Linum tenue
Lineage: Eukaryota; Viridiplantae; Streptophyta; Magnoliopsida; Malpighiales; Linaceae
Source: the annotation of a GenBank genome assembly
UUUUCAAUGAAAUUUCCUUAAAAGUUAUGAGAUUUUGAUGUUCUGUAGAGAGAUGGUACAUGGUUGGCUUUUCCCCACUUUUUGAUUCUAGUUAAAGCAGGAAGAACCUGUAUUGCAGGAUUAUGAGGUCUCAGGUUUUGUUUCUCAUUCUUCAUCAGGUUUCUAUUGGUAGAUGGGGAAAGUCUAUUAACUGUUCCUUAUAGAACUGACAUGAGAGGAUAAUUGUGGAUAUGGCAGAAGGGGUGAUCAGAGUUUGAGGUUUAAGUCAAGGUCGAGGGUCGUCUCUGGUAGGUUUGGAUCCAAGCGAAAGCUGCCUGGCCACGUCAACUCCACCGUACCUUCAAGGGAGAAGGGCUUGCAAGUCGAUCCAAACCCUUUAUCGAGCUCAGCAAAUCUCGGGGCGGUAGAGAUCAUAUCUCUAGUUGGCUUGUGAACCAGGGCAUGUGGUUGGACUCCGAGGGAUCUGCCGACUGGAAGACUAGUAUGCAUAGUAGGGACAGGAGAGUGAGUGGACGAGAUAAUGCUGAUGACGCAAACUGGUCUGAAAUGGAAGUUGAUCUGUCCUUCACUUUCCUUCAGCAGGUGAAGAGAAAAAAAAGUCAGACAUGAUAUUGUGGACAUAGAAUCUUCGAAUGGUGGUGAUGUUUUGUGCAGGUGUCUAAGCGCCCUUUCAUAUCACUUGCUAACUAACUGCUGGCUUCUCAGCCAAGGUUGAAAUAUAGGGUUUUGUUUUUUGUUUUUACUGG